Messenger RNA from Hypoxylon fragiforme, 890 nucleotides. RefSeq lists its product as uncharacterized. The coding region runs from base 131 to 619 and encodes 162 amino acids. The transcript is spliced from 3 exons. The record is from RefSeq and is a predicted model, not a curated record. Lineage: Eukaryota; Fungi; Ascomycota; Sordariomycetes; Xylariales; Hypoxylaceae.
GGUGUCGAUGUUUUAAGCUUUGUCCAAGAAGCCCAAGAUCUCUUGAGUCAUUAGUGAAUUGGCGAUACCGUACAUCGAUCUACGUGACUAUUUUCGCCGAUCAUUUGAUGCCUACCUGAUAGGUAUUUACAUGCUUCCAGGGCUAUUUCGAACCAUUACCUUGCAAUCAAUGGGAACCGUUUCAGUCCUCUACUGUCCGCUGAUCCUUACUAUGUUCAUAAUUGAGUUAUAUGAUAGGACAAAUGGAACCCGGGGAAGUGCGUUCCCAAUACACGCUCGCAAUGGGAGGCAAGGACAUCAUAUUUCACUAAAGCAAAAGCCUACUUUCAACACUAUUUCUCGUAGAAGUCGAGCUAGUUUCCGAGAAAUCAAUGGACUAUCCGCGAAAAGAUGCGGAGCGAGUCAGGCCAAGAGCAUUGGCGAUGGACAAGCUCAAAUCCACGCUAGCGUUCCCGUGUAUCGGCCCCGUCCGACGCAAUCCGACAUCUUCAAAGACACGGCUGUGGCCGGACAUGGCAAGAGGAAACGGCACCUGAAGUCCUUUAAGCCCGGUCGCAAAGAUGCGGACCGAAAAUACAUUGACCCAUUCAGGCCGAUUGGAAUGGAUAAUAAAGGCUAGAACCCACAGAUUAUCGCAUGUUUCUAAAACAGCUUGUUGACAGUCUUGGAUAUUACUCACUAUACUAUUCAGUUUCCAACGGCUUCGUCCGGGCUUUCUCAUGAUGACGUCCGCAAACCCCGUUUUGGGCCUAAUGGUUCGAUGCCUCCGCAAGGCCGGUCCGGCUCUCAAUAUCUCCGCAGUGGGGAAUACUACCAUCAUUACUGUCUCCCGUCAGAUCCUCCUAGCGCCGUGUGCUUGUACGGAGUUACCCCAGCUUCUGUCGCGCUCU